UUAGUCUCUAUUAAUUACACACGCGGGGUCCUCUUAUUCUCUCUUUCUCUCCCUCAUUGGAAAGUGUCAGGCCGCAAUCCAAUUGCACAAGGGAAGCGGGAAACCAUAUGGAUAGAGUGUUUUCCGUGGAGGACAUUUCUGAACAGUUUUGGUCGCCUCCGGUACCCGCCGUAAAGGAUGAAUACUCCUCUGGAAUGAAUCGCAGUGCUUCCGAGUGGGCUUUCCAACGAUUUCUCCAGGAAGCUUCUGCAGCUUCCGACGCUUCUCACCCUUUUGCUUCAUCCAAUCCUGACAAAAACGAAGACCGUGGACAUAAAAUCGAGGGAAAGCACAAACCCAAACAGGACCUCACCGCGCCAUCCAUUCCCAAGAAUGCUGGUGUCUUCUCCAAUGCACCUUCUCCAAGCAUUCCUGCUGAUUCCGAGCAUUACCAAGCUAUUCUCAAGAGCAAACUCAAUCUCGCUUGUGCAGCCGUCGCCUUGACUCGGGGUUCUUUAGCCAAAUCCCAAGAUCCAGCCACUUUACCUAAUGGCGUAUCUAAGGCUAACAAAACUCCUCAAGACGGAUCUCCUGCUACAUUAGAAGGACAUGGUCCAUCUAACAUACAUGAUAAAGAUGCGAAAGGACCAGUUGGAAUUCCUUCAUUACCUGCCGUUCAAAAGAAAUUGGCAGUUGCAACCAAGCCAACAACCAGUGGAUCAUCGAGGGAUCAGUCUGAUGAUGAGGAAGCUGAAGGAGAGAUUGAUAUGACUGAAAAUAUGGAUCCUGCAGAUGCAAAACGAGUAAGGAGGAUGCUUUCCAAUAGAGAGUCAGCCAGACGCUCGAGAAGAAGAAAGCAGGCUCAUUUAACAGAGCUUGAAACACAGGUUGCUCAAUUAAAAGCAGAAAAUUCAUCAUUGUUAAAUCGUCUUGCUGAUGUCAGCCAGAAGUACAAUGAAGCUGCUGUUGACAACAGAGUCUUAAAAGCUGACGUCGAAACAUUAAGAGCAAAGGUGAAGAUGGCCGAAGAGACUGUCAAAAGAAUAACUGGGUUAAACCCAAUGUUCAAUGCCAUGUCUGAGAUAUCAUCGAUGGGCAUGCCAUUAUUUGAUGGUAGCGCCUCUGACGCAUCAGAUGCAGCUGUACCUGUGCAAGAUGACCCAAAUCAUAACUUCUAUCAACGCACUUCGAUCAAUUCUUUGUCUGGGCCUGAUAUAAAGGUCAACAAUGGACUGAUAGAUAUAUCUUCCAUAGAAAAUGUGCAGCAGAACCCCACGGCAAUGGGAAAUGGAAACAAGAAGGGGCGAACAGCUUCCCUGCAGCGGGUGGCUAGCUUGGAACAUCUUCAGAAGCGUAUCCGUGGUGAUGCAGAUUCUUGUAGUCCGCCCAGCAAUGGGGAGCAGUAAUAGCAAAGACAGCCAUGAAAACAAGGAUGGCUAAAGAAAUUCUGAAACAUUUAUUUUCGUUGUAAAUGCUGGCCUAUUCAUCUUGACUAUAUCGUAAAUCCAUUUGUUGUGCUCAAUAAACUUGUAAAUUAUGGCCUAUUCAUCUAAACUUGUAGCCUACCAAACUCUAAAGCGGCCUACGGAACUUGUCAAUUGGUUAUCUUGGUUGCUAUAUCUUAGCCUCGCAUAUUUAAACGGAAUAAACAGUAUCCCACAAUUUCAAAUUUUAUGAA
Prosopis cineraria is the source of this 1657-nucleotide messenger RNA. RefSeq names its product light-inducible protein CPRF2-like. Gene Ontology annotation, biological process: regulation of DNA-templated transcription. Gene Ontology annotation, molecular function: DNA-binding transcription factor activity. Bases 108 to 1385 code for a protein of 425 amino acids. NCBI's taxonomy places the organism in Eukaryota, Viridiplantae, Streptophyta, Magnoliopsida, Fabales, Fabaceae. The record is from RefSeq and is a predicted model, not a curated record. The transcript is spliced from 6 exons.